AACAGUUAAAAUUUUGUUUAAAUUUUAAAAUUGUAUUGAUGUUUCACAACAACAAUGACAGAUCAGUUUCAGCGUGAAAUUUCACUGCAGUGUCUAAAAAUAGGGCUUUGGAAUUUGACCCCUUUUAAUUUCCUUGACGCAACGCCACUGGAUAUCCACAUUGUGCUAGAUUGCAUGUUUUUUGACACUUGAAGUUUUGAGGUUAUAUACAACAGCUACAAAAUUUGUUUACAUUAGAAAUGAGUGCAAUAAAUUAUUCAAAUGUCUGUAGAACCUGCUUAUCCGAGAGCAUAAACAUUAAAUCUGUUUUUACUAUAGAACAAGCGAUGGACCUUGAAAUGGCUUUAUGUGAUAUGUUGAUGGAAUGUGCAUCAGUUACAGUAAUUAAAGAUGACGGGUUGCCGUCAAAUAUUUGCAUGAGAUGCAUUAGUAAACUUCAGAAGGCAUUUUCGUUUAAGAGGAUGUGUGAAAAUUCAGAUCAUACUUUAAGAAAUUGCACUGAUCAAGUAACGCAAAUGAUUUCACAGGAAGAUAUUAACUAUGAAAUUAAAGAUGUUAAACCAAAUGUUAACGUAUAUGAGGAUAGUACCAUGGUGAUGGGGGAAAAUCAUUUAAGCGACUGGGGUGAGGACAACGUAAGUGAACCAUGUGAUGAUGCCAGUUCUAUUAAAAGUAAUGAAGAAAAUUUUGAAAAGAACUGCACGGAGGAGAAAAUAAAAGAGUCAAACAUUCAGGAAAAUGUUAGAAGAAAGAAAUCAUAUAAAUGUGAAGAAUGUAGACAAGAAUGUCUGGGACUAGCUGCAUAUUGGAAACAUAUGGCCAGUGUUCACGGAAAAAAUUUGAAAUGUGAUAUUUGUAGCAGAGAAUUUAAAACGCAAAACUUACUAAAACAGCACAAAACUGCACACCAAAAAAGCAACGAAGUAGACAUAAAGCGAACAAGAAAUAAGACUGGAAUUACGAAAAAACGCAACUUGCCUCGAACUUGCGAUAUAUGCAACAAAACAUUUAGGUUUCACAGUAACUUGGAGAGACAUAAAUUAAUACACACUGGAGAAAAGCCUUUCCUGUGUAAUGUUUGUGGAAAGGGGUUUGGACAGAUGUCUUAUCUCAAAAUACACUCCUUUAUACAUACAGGUGAAAAACCCUACAAGUGCCAAAUGUGUGAUAAAAGUUUCGCCGCUCCUGGUACCCUCAUGACCCACGUAAGGAUACACACAGGUGAAAGACCUCACGUGUGUAAAAUAUGCGGUAAAGAUUUUCCGCAGUCUGGAUAUCUGUCAGCACACAUACGUACUCACACAGGUGAAAAACCUAUUGAGUGCAAAGUUUGCCAUAGGCGGUUUAAUCAAAGCGGAAGACUAGUGGUGCAUAUGAGGAUACACAGUGGUGAAAAACCAUACUCGUGUAAAGAGUGUGGAAGAUGUUUCGCCGUUAGAGGAACUUUGAAGAAACAUAUAAGAACUCAUACAGGUGAAAGGCCAUACGUGUGCAGUGUGUGUGGUCAGGCGUUUGCUCAGAGUGGGACUUUGGCAACUCACAUGAAAGUACACAGACCUAAGCAAUAAAAAAACACUUUUUAUUUCACCUAUCGUCACCAUACAGUGCAAAAUAGGUAGGAUAUUGAAGACUGAAGUCUUUUUGUUGACUUGUCUGUGGUGAUGAUAUUUAUUUGAUCUCAUUAUACAGUAUUUAAGUGGUUACUGUGAAGAGUGCAACCAACCAUAUUCCUAAUUUAAUGUUUUGUCUAAAAAAAGUAAUAAAUGACUUUGUAUUAUUUAUAAUUAUUUGUUUA
This is a messenger RNA of Zophobas morio, 1795 nucleotides long. Its product is annotated as zinc finger protein OZF-like. Lineage: Eukaryota; Metazoa; Arthropoda; Insecta; Coleoptera; Tenebrionidae. Bases 240 to 1568 code for a protein of 442 amino acids. The record is from RefSeq and is a predicted model, not a curated record. Gene Ontology annotation, cellular component: nucleus. The transcript is spliced from 5 exons. Gene Ontology annotation, biological process: regulation of transcription by RNA polymerase II. Gene Ontology annotation, molecular function: RNA polymerase II cis-regulatory region sequence-specific DNA binding; DNA-binding transcription factor activity, RNA polymerase II-specific; zinc ion binding.